GAUUUUUAUUUUUCGAAGAAUACAGUAAAAUUGUUGUUUGGUGCUCAACAUGGUUUUUUCAAGAUGAAUUUCUCUUUAGAAGAUAGCACAACAGAUAUAGUACCACCAAAACUGGAGGAGAUAGCCCGUGAUGUUGUUAAAAACGCCAAGUGCUGCGAAUCGGUUCAAAAAGACCUGCUAUUUGUUUUGAUCAUUGUUAUGAUGAUGGAAAAUGGAUUCUAUCCCAUCACAAACGAAGGCGAUCCCGUCUGUGUAGACUCAAAAUGUUUGGAGAAUUGGAAAAAUUCUAGUAUCCUAAAUGCUAGGUUCACGUUAUUUGGUUUCAACGAAGUCGCUUUAAGUCUGAUUAUAAGCCCCCUAGGACCUACAGCAUUAAUCAAUGUUGUGAUUAAUGAUUUAAAUUCCGAAACAUAUACUGUAUGUGUACCUGUGAGCCGUUAUGUUGUAUCUCCUCAUGCAUCCACUAUUCCAAUGAUAUUUAGAGACCUGAAACAUCUUUCUAAUACAUUCAAGAACAAUAUUUCAACACCUGUAAAGAGUAGAAUUCUCAGCUUGUAUGGCUACCCCAGUGCCAGUAUAAUAGGACUACCUGAAGAAGUAUAUUACAAAUUUACUCAAUUAUUACCUGUGCAUGAUGUGGUAACAAUGUCCCAGACAUGUAGGAGACUUAAGUGCUUAAAUGAUAAUCAAAUUCUGUGGCGAGAUUUGUACAGGAGAGACUUUAAAGAAGAACUACCCCCAGAGCAGUCUGAAAAUAGUGACUGGAAGACAUCCUACAAAGAGACAUAUGUUGCAAAACGUGAUGCAAGCUUAAGAAGAACAGCGGGCACUCUACAUGACUUCAUGGACUAUUCAGAUUUGGUUGCUCAUAUUGACAAUCCUUUAUGGGAUAAUAUGAUAAUAUAGCAAAUUUUUAUUAUGUAAAUAUUGAAUUCUUCUUUGUUACAAAAACUUUUUCAUUUAAAUUGAUGUUUUCUCACAAAUGAUGAAUUCAAAUAACAUUUUAUGGUACCUAUAUAAUUCUUCAAAUUUCUAAUUCAUUUUUAUACAGUAUUGGUUUAGUGGAAUUAUUUGAGCUAUUAAGCUUGUGUAAAUUAGGCAG
Hyposmocoma kahamanoa is the source of this 1102-nucleotide messenger RNA. Its product is annotated as F-box only protein 7-like. The record is from RefSeq and is a predicted model, not a curated record. Bases 64 to 906 code for a protein of 280 amino acids. The transcript has a single exon. Gene Ontology annotation, biological process: positive regulation of autophagy of mitochondrion; autophagy of mitochondrion. Lineage: Eukaryota; Metazoa; Arthropoda; Insecta; Lepidoptera; Cosmopterigidae. Gene Ontology annotation, molecular function: protein kinase binding.